Stegodyphus dumicola is the source of this 4626-nucleotide messenger RNA. RefSeq names its product latrophilin Cirl-like. NCBI's taxonomy places the organism in Eukaryota, Metazoa, Arthropoda, Arachnida, Araneae, Eresidae. Gene Ontology annotation, molecular function: carbohydrate binding; G protein-coupled receptor activity. Gene Ontology annotation, biological process: cell surface receptor signaling pathway; G protein-coupled receptor signaling pathway. The record is from RefSeq and is a predicted model, not a curated record. Gene Ontology annotation, cellular component: plasma membrane.
AAUAGUGGUGACGGUAUCUUCGCCUGGAUUAAUGCCUGCUAUCAAAACUUCCCGUGUUGAAUGGCAACAGUUUUCUAAGAUUUCUCCGAAUUACAAAUCACAUUGAAAAGACAAGGACUGAAUUGCUAGACACCCGUAAAAAUUCCCUGGACCCUGUCACUGGAAGUGAGAAAGAGUUCAGGCCUUAAAAAAUAUGUCUCAAUACUGUUCUUGGUUUGCAAUUUUCUGGAUGAACUAUUCGAAUCGUGACGCAAAGGCGGUUUGUGUUUUCUAGAUGCCGAACAGGAUCGCUUGAACCGCCUUUUUAAAUGUGCUUAAAGUAGAGUGACGACCAUCGGAGGGAUAUGAUAGGUCCUCUUCAGGACUUCAUCAGCGCAUUCUUCUGGAUUACGGAUAUGUCAAUAAAGCCAUUGGCGAUAACGGACUUAGGAAAUGUGUUUUCGCUUAGAAAAGAGCAAAAUCCCACUUGGAAAAUGGUUUUUGUGAUAUUAUUAUCUUUGUUGUCGUCCAUUGCUGCAAAAGGGAAUGGUGAAGAAACCAGAUAUCUGACGGCAUACGCAUGUGAAGGGCGACAGCUGAGGAUUAGUUGUGAUGUAGGCCAUAUGAUUCACUUACUGAGGGCUAACUAUGGCCGCUUUAGUAUCAGCAUCUGCAACGAGCAUGGAAACUUGGAUUGGAGUGUGGACUGUACUUCACCUAACUCGUUCAACGUCAUCAAAGACACGUGUGGCAUGAAAAACAGUUGCAGUCUUUCUGCUUCGCCAGAUUUGUUUGGUGAUCCAUGCCCUGGAACGCCGAAGUACUUGGAAGCUCAUUAUCAGUGUGUUCCAGAAAAGUCAUCAGCUACGCCAUCGACCAGUACGACGACGAGCACCAGUUCAAGCACAAGCACAAGUCGACCGUCAAUCAUCAUUCCUGUGACGCGGAACACUCGACCGCAUCCCGUUGUACCGCCGUCCGUGCCGCGAUCCUCACCGCCGCCCACCACCCCAGCAGCGGUCACUCUGCGGGACGCCACUUCGGAGGCGGCGACAGUCGCUGCUGCCACCACCACAGUCACGACCCUGUUGGUAGACGUGACGACGACCCUUGCCGACAGUCUCCUUUUGAUGCUCAGCGGCACGCCCGAAACUUCGACAUCAGAACCAUCAACCGUCCAUUUGAGUCGCUAUAGUCCGGAUAAUCACGAAGACGACCAGCCUACGUUAUCCUGCUCUCCAACAGAAGCUCGAGGGCUGUUUUGGAACUGGACACGGGCUGGACACAUGGCUCUACAUAGAUGUCCAGGAGGCGGAACAGGCCGAGUGAAGUGGCGAUGUGAUUCUGUAACCGUACAAUGGAUUGAGUCUCCAGAUUUCAGUGACUGUAGCUCUCAGUGGGUGGAAAAUAUCAAGUACAGAAUGUCAAGAGGAGACCCGAUAACGUCUUUGGCUGCCGAACUGGCUGUCAUCACCGGGACGAAGUCUCUGAUGGCAGGGGACAUCGUUCACACCGCUGACAUCCUUCACAGGUUGGUGGCGGAAAUGGCAGAGAGGACAAGAGUUAUGGAUGAUCCUCAACAGAGACAGCGACUCCUAUUGGCUCUCUUGGAGUCGGUGUUGGCAGUGAGUAGCAAUUUGUUGAAAGACAGUCAUAGGCUUCCCUGGCACGAUCUUUCUCGUGAACAGCAGCAAAAAUCUGCUUCAGCUUUACUCAGAAGUCAGGAGAAAAGUGGUUGGUUGCUGGCCGAAUCACACCAUUCCAGAUACAAUCAUCGGAGUGGCCAGCCUUAUGUCUUGGCAGCAGUGAAUGUUGUGGAAUCUUGGGACAUAUCAGAUGUAGUAUUACCACCUCCUCUUGAUACCACGUGGUGGACGGUAGAGGAUAGAUUACUUGUACCAGCUCCAGCAUUGGUGGCGACAGCAAAGCAAGGGGUUUCUAGGCUUGUUCUUUUAGUGCAUGCCCGUCUGGGAGACCUUCUUGGAUCCGAAGUUCAUUCCAGUCAAGCGUCACCAACAAAUGCGAGCAGACUGGUCAAUUCUCGAGUCAUAGGCGCUUUGCUGGAAGGUCAUCGCGUCCUUAGUCUUCCGAGACCAAUCACAGUCACUUUCAAACACUUACAGGUGGAAAACGUAUCUAGUCCUCUCUGUGUGUUCUGGGAUUAUCAAAUAAGGAGUUGGUCGACCGACGGUUGUUGGCUGAAGUACACCAACAGGAGCCAUACCGUGUGCCAAUGCAGUCAUCUGACGAACUUAGCCAUCAUCAUGCACGUGACUGAGACACAGGAGCAACCUCUAUCAACCGAUCAUGAGACAUUACGAAUGAUAGUUUACAUCGGAUGCGCAGUAGCGAUGGUUUUCCUCCUUAUCACGUUGCUAGUUCUUCAGUUCAUAAGGUGUCUUAGAACAGAACGAGUGAGCAUCCACAAACACUUAUGUCUUUGCCUCUUGCUAGCUGAAGCUGCGCUUGUUGGUGGUUUGGAACAGACUGAAGAACCGAAAGCAUGCUCUGUACUGGCCGGCUUCUUGCAUUAUCUUCUACUUGCAGCUUUUGCCUGGGCUUUUCUUGACAGCUUCCACCUUUAUAUUCUACUUGGUGAAACCGACAUUCAUCCUGAUCGUUGGAGAGUAAAAUGGUAUUCCUGCGUAGCAUAUGGUGUCCCGCUUAUUGUAGUGACCGUAUCUGCUCUCAUAGAUCCAGCCAGCUAUGGUACUGAGAACUAUUGUUGGCUACGAGUAGAUAACUAUUACGUUUUUAGCUUCGGUGGACCAGCCAUUGCCUGUGCUCUGGCCUCGAUAUUUUUUCUUUGUUUGACGGUGGGUCGCAUAUGUGCCCAAAGAAACAGCACCAUCCCUAUCAAGAGCAAGGACCAGACGAAGUUGUCAGCUGUCAAUGUAUGGAGCGGAGAGGCUACUGUGCUCCUUCUAGUCUUGUGCUCCACGUGGACACUCUUGCCAUUGUUCCUGCACGAUGAAAAGCCUCUGACCGCUUACUUCUUUCUAGGACUUAAUAUACUGCAAGGAUUGUUGGUCUUUCUCUUCUACUGUCUGAAUGCCGGAAAGGUGCAGAGUUCGGAGGAACCUCCAGGACCUGACUGGUUGUGUUCAUGCCUGCGAGAACCUCCACGCAGGAGAAGCCUGUACAGCCCCCCGGGCAGCUGCCCUCAUAAUUAUCCGCCACUGACAUGGAGUUUCCUGGAACCAGGAGAAGCCCCUACCCUUCAAUGUGCCACGCCCGAUCGGCACUUUGGAGGCAGGAAUUGUGAAGAACAUCCACUGCAGUAUCUGCUGCGAACACCAGAACCCCAACAACAGUGGAGCGUUCCAGACCACCAUGAUAACAGAACCCUCUGCUGCUACCACCAGAAUCAUAAUUCCCCUCACCACAUUAAACAGCAACAACAGCAACAGCAGUUACAAACCGAGCCCCACUACGAAACACUGGAACCCUUGGAAGGACCACCAAGGCCCCUUUUCAGUUCCCUGGCCGCAGUCUUGAAUAUGGGUCCCAGCUUAGGGGGAACAGGAGGAUCCCCUUGUCAUGUGGCAUACUGUGGUAUUCAGAGCCCAACGGACUCAGAACAGUCAUCCAGCAGUUUUAUGGAUACACAAAUUCGUCUAAGUCCAGCAGCUAGCUCUCCAGACAAUGAGCUAACGGACAGCUUACCAAACUUAGACAGACGGACUGGCUGUGGGGCUUCUGCGUUGCCCGCUUCUCUAACUUAUUAAGUGUAAUAUAAUAAACAAUUUUAUGUGAUCGAAUGUUUGAAAUGUAGCAGUGCUUAAAGUGGUUUUGUAAAGAGCUUUUGGCAAUCGAUGGAAUGCUUACUACCAAACCAGAGCUUCUGACUUUCAGUGAACUUGUUUGACUCUGAUAUGAACACCUCCGGUCUAAUGUAGUGUUAAAGAAACUGAGAUUUAUAUCUACUAUUUAUGCGAUGUAUAAUCUCGCCCAGUUGGCUUUUCUGACUUUACUUCCUGGAGAAAGUAUUAAAAUAUAUGCCAACUAUCAUGAACGAUAAAACAUAAACAUCCUAAUGUGGGAACUAAAGAAACUACGUUCGCGCUGCUUUAUGCAGCAAAGAACUAUUGUGUUUUCAUAUCUGAGCUCUUGUAACUCGAAAAAACUGUUUUUUGAGACCUGAGUUUUUCUAGUGUUAUUUUUCCAGCUUAUUUUUUGUGUUUUCAACCAUACUCUUAAUGUCCAAACAUGCCUUUGUCGAUGACGUCUUUUGACAUUUAAAUGUGAUUUGAACUUGCAAAAAGUAUUACACUUGAUAUAUGCUGUUGAAUUGUGUUCAGUGUGUGGUGUUUGUUGUGUGUAAACUUUAUAUCCAAACGCCGACACUUUUUAUUGUGAUUUUCCUUUAUGCAUGGUGAAAUGAAAAUGAAGGUUCAGUCGUAAGUCAAUGUUGACUGAAUCUCCACGGAUGAGUUAAUAUUUCAAUAACCGAUGCCUUCUUAGAAAGGAAAAAGUCUAUUUCAAAUUGAGCUUUUCAGUACAGAGUUAAGUAUUGUUGCAUUGAAUGUAUGAUGUAUUCACGAAGAUCGGUAUUGUGUACGAGCUGUUGUUUGAAACACAAAAAAAAUGCUAUAAAAUUGUACAUUCGCUUAAUUAAAUAAAGAUGAAUGAAUGGCACCAUUUAAA